Molecule: messenger RNA, 1668 nt
Organism: Meloidogyne enterolobii
Lineage: Eukaryota; Metazoa; Nematoda; Chromadorea; Rhabditida; Meloidogynidae
Source: the annotation of a GenBank genome assembly
AUGUGCAGAAAACGAAAUAAAGGCUAUUGCUCUACUUCGCCUGGAUGUACUGUUCUUCGAAAAAUUCCAGCUGAAGAUGUUUUGCAAGUUACUGCUGGGCAUAAUUAUGUUGCAUUCUUACUCAAGGAUCAUCGAGUCGCUCGUCUUCGUUAUGAGAUUGAUGCCAACACUAUUGAAUCUGCUGCCCCAACAGACAAAAAUGAAUCCGGUCAGCGCAAGCCGAGAACGAACAACGACAAUCAUCAACAACUGCUUAACCCGUAUCCGGUUCUGGUUCAACCCCAGCAAAUAAUAAUUCUGAUUUUGCUGGAAAAGAAAGUCGAUGGUGCUUAUUGUGGAAUUGUUUUCAAAUCUACAAUGGAAAAGCUUGAAUCUGAACCAUCUACAGAUUUAAGCAAAAUGGGCAUUAGACUCAUGCGCAAAGAUGAUUUAGUUCUAGUUUCUUCCUCAUCGCGUGGUUCAAGAUCUCCAGAAAAUUUUCAAAUGCACUUCAAACAAAUUCGUCUACCAUCCUCUGUUAAACAAGUUUUAUCUGUUGCAGUUGAUUUGACAGGAUUUCAUGUUUUAUGUGAAAAACAGUCACGUGUUCAUUUGCUUCGGAUUAGUUGUGUUGGUAAACUUUUGAGCGAUCAUCCUAUCCCAUUCAAUUUUGGAGCUUUAACACAAAAUAAAAAAGAUGAUUCUUAUGAGUGUAUGACUACAGUUCAAAAGUUUGGUGAUGAAACAAUUUUACUGUUGAAUGAUGGCUUUGGUGGAGGCUUUCAACCACUUUUACGGAACAUAUCUGGUGGAUACAAGCAAUUAUCUUAUACUGGUUUAGGCCGAAUUCUUCAAUAUGGAAUGGGUAUAAGAUAUUUUGCAUCAUCUGGUGAGAUUAAGAGUGCUAGUAUAUGUUCAGAACAAAUUAGCAUUGACAAGAAGAACAACAGCUUGAAUAAAAACGCCAAUCGAACUCUUUUGAUGGUUGCGUUAGUUUCUCCAAGCCCUGAAUGUGCACUUUCUGAUUUUGGUUCACUUAUGCAGGCUAUUUUUUUCUGGCAGCCUGCUAUCGUUUGUGAACAAAUCGAAGGAAAUCGAAAUAUUUUUCAUGUUGCCGUUCAAAAUGCUUACAGCAAAACAAAUGCCGACCAAGCUGAUGUUGAUGCUACUGAUUCACGUUUAUCAACAGCCUCGCAAAAAUCUGACACUGUUGAGGCGGAUGCUGUUAAAACACGUUAUGAACGCAAAUGGCAAGAAAUGUUAAGUUCCGCUCCAACAACAAGAGCAAAAGCACAUCAACAGCAGCAACUCCUAAACGAACUAACUUCUGAAAUUUCUAAAAAAGGUUUUUUAAAUAUUUUAGAUAACUUCGUAACUCUUAUUUUUAUGUUAGAUUCUUCCCCUGAAACAGGCAAAAAUGAAUCGGAAAGUGCUGAGUCAUCUGAUCUUAUCAAUAAAAGGAUUCCUAUAGCUGCCAAGGAAAGACAAGCUAAUUUAAUUGAAAUAAUUCGUGAAUUAUGCAAAAACGCCGUAGUACGUGAAUACUUUAUUGAUUUAAUGCGACAACGUGACAUCAAUGGGCAUAGUCCAUUUGAAACUGCGAUAUAUCAACGUGCAUAUUCAGCUGCCCAAUUGAUGUGGCAAACUGCAAUUGAUGUUAAGGACUGGAGCCAAGGUUAUUUUUUCUAG